CCUAAGGGAAAAAACUCUGCCUACAGCAAAAAGACUACUUCCACACAAAUUAGAGAAUAAUGAAUGCUAUGGUCCUGUUUACACCAUAAAAUUUGUCUUGUACCACAUUGGUGAGUUACAAGAUAAUCAAGGAGUUUAUAAGGCCACUCUCAUUAUAACAAUUAAUGUUGUUUAAAUUGGGCCUUAUGGAUAUUGAUUUUAAACCCAAGUCACUAGCUCAUUAAUGAGCAUGGACAUGAUUCAAUAAGGGACAUGAGCCUCUCGUAAGAGGCCAUGCCAUGCCACGAGAUGGCAUGAAAAUUUCUAAGUAUGAGAAGUCCAUGGCCAUGAAUAUAGAGGCCAUGCCGCCUCAUAACCAAGACCAAACGACACAAAAACAUGUCCUUCUAGAAUUUAGAAGCACAUGCCAUCUCAAGGAAGACCUCGAUACGGUCAAAAAUAUUCUAAGUCUCGAGAAGGGCAUGCCAAUUCACGAAGAGGCCAUGCCGCCCCAUGACCAAUGCCUAAUGACUGAAAAAUAAACUAAGUCUGGAAGAGGUACAUGCCACUUCAAGGAGAAGCACGUGCCGCUUCAUGAGAAGGGGCAUGGAUACAAGAUGAGACGUCCAUGCCACUUCACGAGAAGGGCAUGGACGCAAGAAAAGAUACUAAGUAUGAGAGGGCCAUGCUGUGUCACGAGAAGGGCCACAGACAUGACUGAGAAGUCCAUGGCCGCGAAUGAGGAGGCCAUGUCGCCUCAUGAUCCAAAAUAUACUAAGUCUGAGAAGGUCAUGUCGCCUCACGAGAAGGGUCAUGUGCAUGAUUAAGAGGUCCAUGGCCGUGUCAUGUGAUGGCCAUGGACACGAAGCAAGAAGCGUUAUAAAUUAUUGAAAAUACUAAGUAUGGAAAGGCCAUGCCGCCUCAUGAGAGGGGCCUUGUGCAUGAUUGAGAAGUCCAUGCCACUUCACAAGAGUGGCCAUGGACACGAAUGAGAAGGGCGUGGUGGUGGAGCACUAUAUCAAUAAUGACUAAGUCCCAAGUGGGCCAUGGACAUGGGUAAGAAGUCAAUGGCCAUGAGACAAGAGAACCAUGACCCCCUUUGCGAGAUACUACAUGCUCGUCAAAAGACUAGCAUGGCACGAGAUUCAGAACAAAACCAGGCGAGGCAAGCUACACUCCAAACCCACGACGGUUCCAAGAGAGGCACCUAGGCGGUUGAAGGAGUAACCACCACUCCGAGGAAGCAGGGAGCAGUUCUUUUUGGGAGUUAUCCAAGAGGCGGUUUUCUACCAAAGGAGGAGGAGCGGUUCUUUGUAGCAGUUAUCCAACAAGCGGUUUUCUAUGGCGGUUACCUCCUCGGGGCUAUAAAUAAGAAGAGGGGUCGACAGAGACAGACGUUCAAAAAACGAACACUCUGACACACAUGUCAAGUUUAUCCUUUACCUUUUCUCUAUCAUGUAGCCAUAGAUGUAGUUCGUAGUUUGGAGCUCUCGCCGAACCUCCAUAGGAGUAGAAGUAAUUUAAUUUAGAUCUCGUUCCCAAAAAUCAUCAAUCAAACACCCUCGUUCGAACUUUGUUUGAAGAGGUGUGAGCCGUGUCUUAGAAAUCGUUGUCCAUAGAAGUCAAAGGUGCAAUCCAUCUCAAUUCAACAAGAGUUUUCUCGCCGGGAAACAAAUUUGGCACACCUGGUGGGACAAUUGUGUUUGAUUUGAUGGCUCCACGACUGAGAGAAAGAGAAGGUGAUCUUUCACCUGGGUUUGUGAUGGAUCUUGUCGCCAAUUUUGAACUUGGCCAAGAAGGAAAAGGAUUGGUCGGAAAUAAUGGCAAGGUAGAGGCUUUGCCACCGCCGACACCUUCUGUCAAAGUAACCACCAUCGUCAUGUCACGCCAUUUGAUAGUGGAGGAGACACAGAAGAUGAUGACGGAGAACCGCCUGGCCAUGGAGAAAAACCUCCAGGCCAUGGAGGAGAACCGCCAAUUCAUGGAGGAAAGUUGGGAUGAACUUGUUAGAUGUUCACAUCAGACAAGUCUCAAACUUGCUUCUCUUAGUUCCACCUUAGAUAGAAGGUUGGACCAAUUAUUUGAAGUAGUUAUAAAAAAUAAAAAUUGCUUGGAUAAGUUUAAAAAUGAUUUUAUAGAUCCAGUGGUGCAAGAAAUAUCUUUACCAAAUAAUGGUAUAGAUCCACCACCAAUUAUUGCUACUAAGGAUACAAUUAUUAUGGUCUCCGGUGGUCGGACUGCCCAACCACGGUCAGGGAACUCGUCGCCUCCGGUGACAAGUCAACCCCCUUUUUUACGUGGUGGUUAUGGAGAGAAUAUCACUUACAAGUUCUCCACCCACGUAGAGCAACCACUUGUGCAGACAGUUACACAAGAAACUGUCUUGGUGUCAAGAUCAUGUAUGUCACCUCGUAAUGGGAAGGCUAGUGGAGAUCAAGUCGAUUUUGAUCAACUAGCACCAGAAGCUUGUCCACCCUCAUUGCCACCCCUAGUCAAUGGGUAUGGUGGAUGCAAACCACCUAAGGGACAGGAAGAGGUGCAUGGAAGCCUACCACCUGACAAGUUGAAGAUGAAGAGUCAGGCUGGGGGGCAAGUUGAUGUUAAGAAAGGUGAACAAAAUGGUGUGUCCAGCAGAACACCAUAUUUGUUUCCUAAAUAUGGCAUGGGGGGCAUAUCUCCAUUUCCAUGCAGUGGGCAGCGGGGCAUGUCAUCAGACAUGAAGGAUGAAGUGAGUGGCAAGCCUAAGUGGGUGUUGGAUACCCAUGCCACCCAUGAUUUUCAUAACUUUGACAGCGUGUCAAAGAGUGGACAAGGAGGCAAGGCCCCUUGUAGCAUGCCACCCAUGAACGGUCGACAACGGGGCAUGUCGCCAACCACAAACAACAGAUGGAUAGACGUGCCCAAGAAUCCACAUGAAAUCCAAGCCACACAUGCAUAUGAUAAGCAUGUUAGUCUGGCUAAACCCGGACAUGAGGGCAUGUCACCCAUCUUGAAGUAUGAAGUAGGGGGCAUGUGUUGGAAGACACAACAGCUCCAAGCCACCCAUGGCUUUUAUAAGUGUAAAACUAUGGCUAAGUCUGGACAAGAGGGCAUGCCACCAAUCAUCAACAGUGGACAUGAGGUCAAGUCCAACAAGAAAAGACGUGGGAAAGCCAAAAAGAGUUCUCGUAGUGUUGAAAAUUUAGCUAAGUAUGGGCAAGGAGGCAUGUCACCCACCAUGAAUAAUGGAGUAGGCGGCAUGUCCAAGAAUCUAAAAGAAUUUCAACCUACACAUGCUUGUGAUAAGUAUGCAAGUUUAGCUAAGUGUGGACCGGGGGGCAAGUCCAUGUCCAUGAGUAGUAAGUACAUGCCAUCAAUCAUGAAUGAUGGACAUAGGGGCAUGCAUAAGAAGGUAUCAUACCCACAAACCAGACAUGGCCUCACAAAGAACCAAGGAUGGUCGUGUGCUAAGGGUAGGAGCCAACAAGGUUUGGAGGUUGAAAGACAAAGUCAAGUGGGCCACAUGGGUGGUCGACAACUUUUCAAGACUGGACAUCAUCUCCAACAACAUGAGGAGAGUAAGCAUGUCUCAACCAUGAGGAAACCAAGGCAGAGGAAAACCCAUGGUCGUCUUAACAUGUCAAGUGAUGUGGCUAAAGCAUAUGAGCAUGAGACCCCAUGCAAGGCCACCAAGGCUAGACAUGCUGAUCAUAUACCACCCAUUGGUAAGCUAGAAAAUUCAAAAUUAAUGUAUGGAGAAUCAUGUUCCAUGGAGGAAAAGAGGCAUGUGGUAUAUGGAUGGCUUGCAUGUUUUAAUCCAUGGACUUGGCAGUGGGUGUACACCUUUGGCGCAUUAGUUGUUGCCAGAGGCAAUGGAGAACAGUGAAGUUUGUCACUCGUUAUCUUAAAUAAAUAAAUAUCAUAUAUAUUAUUAAAUAAAUAAAAGCCAAUCAUGGCUAUAUAAGAAAAAAUAGAGAGAAAAUAACAAAGUGGAAAUUUUGAGUCGAAGUCAUUAGACUUUGAUGUGAAGAUCUUACCACCAAGUCGUAGUGAUGGCUUGGCAUACCGAGUCGUAGAUUGCGUCUUGCCAUGCUAUGUCGUCUUGUCCCAAGUGGCCACUAGUUUGGAUGUUCGCCACGACCUAAGGGCAUCGUGGGUUGGAGAUGAGUGAUGGCCAGCUUGAGCAUGUAAAAUAAGAAAAGUGUAGGGGCCUCACUGAAUUGUUGACGAAAAGCCAACAAGGCAAGGGUUUCUCGUGGCUACACAUGAACGAAGACAACAUAGGCAGCAUAGCUAGCCACUUGAAAGACGUAGCUACCAUGGUGUUGUUUUAGAGGAAAAAUUUUCAAGUUUUAUUGAACCUGUGGUCAUGGGUAAGUAUAGACAAGUCUUGUUACUCGAGGACCAGUUAGAGAAGGGAUAUAAGUGGUCAAGUUGGUCUCAACUACUUAGUCCAUAAUCCUUAUGCACUAAGUAGUUGGGGGGCAUUUGUUUACACCAUAAAAUUUGUCUUGUACCACAUUGGUGAGUUACAAGAUAAUCAAGGAGUUUAUAAGGCCACACUCAUUAUAACAAUUAAUGUUGUUUAAAUUGGGCCUUAUGGAUAUUGAUUUUAAACCCAAGUCACUAGCUCAUUAAUGAGCAUGGACAUGAUUCAAUAAGGGACAUGGGCCUCUCGUAAGAGGCCAUGCCAUGCCACGAGAUGGCAUGAAAAUUUCUAAGUAUGAGAAGUCCAUGGCCAUGAAUAUAGAGGCCAUGCCGCCUCAUAACCAAGACCAAACGACACAAAAACAUGUCCUUCUAGAAUUUAGAAGCACAUGCCAUCUCAAGGAAGACCUCGAUACGGUCAAAAAUAUUCUAAGUCUCGAGAAGGGCAUGCCAAUUCACGAAGAGGCCAUGCCGCCCCAUGACCAAUGCCUAAUGACUGAAAAAUAAACUAAGUCUGGAAGAGGUACAUGCCACUUCAAGGAGAAGCACGUGCCGCUUCAUGAGAAGGGGCAUGGAUACAAGAUGAGACGUCCAUGCCACUUCACGAGAAGGGCAUGGACGCAAGAAAAGAUACUAAGUAUGAGAGGGCCAUGCUGUGUCACGAGAAGGGCCACAGACAUGACUGAGAAGUCCAUGGCCGCGAAUGAGGAGGCCAUGUCGCCUCAUGAUCCAAAAUAUACUAAGUCUGAGAAGGUCAUGCCGCCUCACGAGAAGGGUCAUGUGCAUGAUUAAGAGGUCCAUGGCCGUGUCAUGUGAUGGCCAUGGACGCGAAGCAAGAAGCGUUAUAAAUUAUUGAAAAUACUAAGUAUGGAAAGGCCAUGCCGCCUCAUGAGAGGGGCCUUGUGCAUGAUUGAGAAGUCCAUGCCACUUCACAAGAGUGGCCAUGGACACGAAUGAGAAGGGCGUGGUGGUGGAGCACUAUAUCAAUAAUGACUAAGUCCCAAGUGGGCCAUGGACAUGGGUAAGAAGUCAAUGGCCAUGAGACAAGAGAACCAUGACCCCCUUUGCGAGAUACUACAUGCUCGUCAAAAGACUAGCAUGGCACGAGAUUCAGAACAAGACCAGGCGAGGCAAGCUACACUCCAAACCCACGACGGUUCCAAGAGAGGCACCUAGGCGGUUGAAGGAGUAACCACCACUCCGAGGAAGCAGGGAGCAGUUCUUUUUGGGAGUUAUCCAAGAGGCGGUUUUCUACCGAAGAAGGAGGAGCGGUUCUUUGUAGCAGUUAUCCAACAAGCGGUUUUCUAUGGCAUUUACCUCCUCGGGGCUAUAAAUAAGAAGAGGGGUC
Linum trigynum is the source of this 5734-nucleotide messenger RNA. NCBI's taxonomy places the organism in Eukaryota, Viridiplantae, Streptophyta, Magnoliopsida, Malpighiales, Linaceae. The record is from the annotation of a GenBank genome assembly.